CAGUUUUUUGAUUACAGGCUCAAAAUGGCCAGAAACAAAGACUUUCUUCUGAAACUAUUCUUGGAAUGUAAAUCACAUAACAUAUACGUAGUGGCAGAAGCAGAGAAGUAGCUGGACAUACAAGAUUUGACUUCAGAAGAAUUACAGGGUGUGUUGAGUGGUGGUUUUCUGCCCUGGUGGUGCAGGAGUAGAUAUGGUCAAAUUAGUGGAAUGUGGAAUUGAGUUUUUAAUUAGUGUUGUUAGUUGGAAUGGUGUUUAUUUGAUAUUUUUCCCAUUUUGUAUCACAGUAUAUUGGCUUUAUAUUAUAGUCCAGUUGGGGGCGGUAAUGCAACAUAUUGGAUGCCAACCCCCGUUAAACCCCGAAGAAGAAGUUAACAGCGCAGAAGUUUUAAUAACGAAAUGGCUUCGCUUCCUUUCGUUCGAGGGGCUCUACUCGUGUCGUUUUCGGUUCUUUUGACUGUAGUUCUGGGGUUCGGACUCCCAGCGUUGCUGAAUGCUGUCGCUAAAUGCUGUGGUUUUCCUGAGACCAGUGUGUCAGAGUGCAUAGUCGGGGUGUAUUUCAUUUUUGUACUCUAUGUCGCGACACCACGGAUACCCAGAGGAACGAUAGAGGUACAGGGAAAGGCAGUAUUCAUCACAGGCUGUGACAGUGGUUUUGGUCAUGCCACGGCUCAGCACCUCCACAAACUGGGCUUCACUGUCUUCGCUGGGUGUCUGUUCAAGGUAAUGUUUAUAUCCAGGUAAACUGUCUGUUCAAGGUAAUGUUUAUAUCCAGGUAAACUGUCUGUUCAAGGUAAUGUUUAUAUCCAGGUAAACUGUCUGUUCAAGGUAAUGUUUAUAUCCAGGUAAACUGUCUGUUCAAGGUAAUGUUUAUAUCCAGGUAAACUGUCUGUUCAAGGUAAUGUUUAUAUCCAGGUAAACUGUCUGUUCAAGGUAAUGUUUAUAUCCAGGUAAACUGUCUGUUCAAGGUAAUGUUUAUAUCCAGGUAAACUGUCUGUUCAAGGUAAUGUUUAUAUCCAGGUAAACUGUCUGUUCAAGGUAAUGUUUAUAUCCAGGUAAACUGUCUGUUCAAGGUAAUGUUUAUGUCCAGGUAAACUGUCUGUUCAAGGUAAUGUUUAUAUCCAGGUAAACUGUCUGUUCAAGGUAAUGUUUAUAUCCAGGUAAACUGUCUGUUCAAGGUAAUGUUUAUAUCCAGGUAAACUGUCUGUUCAAGGUAAUGUUUAUAUCCAGGUAAACUGUCUGUUCAAGGUAAUGUUUAUAUCCAGGUAAACUGUCUGUUCAAGGUAAUGUUUAUAUCCAGGUAAACUGUCUGUUCAAGGUAAUGUUUAUGUCCAGGUAAACUGUCUGUUCAAGGUAAUGUUUAUGUCCAGGUAAACUGUCUGUUCAAGGUAAUGUUUAUAUCCAGGUAAACUGUCUGUUCAAGGUAAUGUUUAUGUCCAGGUAAACUGUCUGUUCAAGGUAAUGUUUAUGUCCAGGUAAACUGUCUGUUCAAGGUAAUGUUUAUAUCCAGGUAAUGCAGAAGAUGCUAAGGAAAUGGAAAGUAGGAUUUCUGUCUGUGAAAUAACAGGCUGGCGCAGUAGACUGAGUUUAUGCUGAUUGUUGAAAUAUUCAGAGAGCCUAUCGUCAGCCAGUGUUGAAAUAUUCAGAGAGCCUAUCGUCAGCCAGUGUUUGAGUCCUUCUGAUUGGAUGCCUGUCCUUUCCAGGAUAAGGGUGGGGAGGGGUCCAAGGAGCUGGAGGAGAUGCAGUCAGAUCGGAUGAAGGUGGUUCAGCUGGAUGUCUGCAGUGAGGAGCAGGUGAACAGAGCUGUGGACUACGUCAACACACACCUGGACGACUCACAGAGAGGUCUGUGGGCGGUGCUGAACAACGCAGGCGUGUCUACGUUUGGAGAGGUGGAGUUUACGACCAUGGAGACGUACCGACAGGUGUCAGAGGUCAACCUGUGGGGUGUUAUCAGGGUCACCAAGGCCCUCCUGCCCCUCAUCCGUAGGGCCAAAGGUCGUGUGGUCAACCUGGCCAGUAUGUAUGGGCGGAUGGGCAAUGCCCUGCGUUCUCCAUACUGCGUAUCUAAAUAUGGCGUGGAAGCGUUCUCCGACUGUCUACGUUACGAGAUGAAGGCCUGGGGGGUCAAGGUCUCCGUCAUCGAGCCGGGGAACUUCAUUGUGGCAACGGGCAUCCUGACCCGGGACAUUGUGGUGACCACGGCUGAUAAACUGUGGCGCGAGGCGCCCCCUGGUGUCCAGGAGGACUAUGGCCACGCCCAUUUCGACAAACGCAUGGCUCUGAUGAGGUCAUACUGUAACAGCGGACAGAAAGAUGUCCAGCCCGUCCUAGAUGACAUCACCGACGCCAUCACGUCACGCCGCCCGUUCACGCGCUAUAACCCCAUGGAGCCUCACUGGUGGAUCAGGAUGCAAGUGAUGACACACCUACCGGCCGCCAUCUCUGACCGUCUCUACUUCUGAACUGGGGAAUCCCUGUCUCCGAUCGUCUCCAUACGUACAGUGUAUCCUAUUGCAUUAGGGUUCCGUUCCACUUUAGAGUCUAAAAUUGGGGAAUUCCCUAUGGAAAAUUACAAGCGAUCGAUUCUCAAUAUGUUAAUCUAAUUUGAAUGAAUUUCCUGACUUGACUGAUUUU
Messenger RNA from Oncorhynchus keta (chum salmon), 2637 nucleotides. It is a transcript of the gene bdh1, whose product is annotated as 3-hydroxybutyrate dehydrogenase, type 1. Bases 1740 to 2465 code for a protein of 241 amino acids. Gene Ontology annotation, molecular function: oxidoreductase activity. Lineage: Eukaryota; Metazoa; Chordata; Actinopteri; Salmoniformes; Salmonidae. The transcript has 6 exons. The record is from RefSeq and is a predicted model, not a curated record.